Molecule: messenger RNA, 531 nt
Organism: Acanthoscelides obtectus
Lineage: Eukaryota; Metazoa; Arthropoda; Insecta; Coleoptera; Chrysomelidae
Source: the annotation of a GenBank genome assembly
AUGAGUAGCCCAGAGGGUGAAGUAACAAACCAGCAGGUCCACGAGCUACUGAAAAAUGUAUUAGACAAAAAUAUCGAAAUAAAACCAGAAAUUAUCGAUAACAAAAUGGCCAUAACCCAAGAAAUUCAUGAGCUGCGAAAAGAUUUUAAUGUAGAACUUUCAAAAUUGAAACCGGAGAAUAAAGACCUUAGAGAUGAAAACAAAGAACUAAGAAGAAAUAAACUUGAAGUUGUUUUCCGGAGGCUCCGGAAAUUCAAUAUCAUUAUUUAUGGUCUAAAAGGGAGUAACAGACGGAAUGACAUCAAACACGCAUUGCAGGUGUUUAAUCAAACCCUGAAUGUUCCAUGCACUGAUCGGGACUUAAGAGAUUUCUAUAGAGUUGGUACAGCAGUUGAAGAACGGGUUGGACCAUUUCUGAUUGAAAUAAUAUCCUAUCAACUGAAACUCGAUAUAUUUGCAAACGUGAAAAAGUUAAAAGGAAGUGGUCUGUAUAUAGCUAAUGACUACAAUUCAUCAGAUUAUGGAAAUUGA